Folsomia candida is the source of this 2313-nucleotide messenger RNA. RefSeq names its product DNA polymerase epsilon subunit 2 (gene DNApol-epsilon58). Gene Ontology annotation, biological process: error-prone translesion synthesis; DNA-templated DNA replication. The record is from RefSeq and is a predicted model, not a curated record. Bases 191 to 1756 code for a protein of 521 amino acids. Gene Ontology annotation, molecular function: DNA binding. The transcript has 9 exons. Lineage: Eukaryota; Metazoa; Arthropoda; Collembola; Entomobryomorpha; Isotomidae. Gene Ontology annotation, cellular component: epsilon DNA polymerase complex.
CCGGGGACACAAAUUACGGCGGCUGUCUGGUUUUCUCACCAACAACAAUCCAACCUGAUUGCAUUGCAGUGCAGCUAACUUAUUUUGUAAUUUGAGUUAUUAUUCUGAAGAUCAAAAUUCAUAGUUGUCGAGAUUAAAAAUAGUUUGGUGUACUUGACAUUUUACUGGUUGACUGAUUGGAUUGAGAAAAAUGGAGAACACGGAGAGGAUUCGGAAAGUGAUUUCAUCGCUUUUCAAAUUGAAUGGACUUCAAAUUCGCAGUGAUGCAACAAGUUACCUGGUUGGAAUUUUGGCACCCCUUCCAGGGCUAGAACCUGAACAAUGGGCGGAGCGCAUUGUCGACAGAAUUUUAAAAGUAAAGCUCAAAACUCCACUGGUCGACAAGGCCAUUGUAGAAACUGCUGUGAAGGAAUGUGGGAAAGGGACUGAUGAAGGACAAGAGGAACUCAUUACUCUCAUUUCGUCAUUCGAUGUGCCCAGGUACUCGUACAAUGCGGAUAAAAAGAAGUUCCUCCCGGUCACAGAGCCUAACGUACUGAUGGCUGGUGCCACACAUAAGGCUUUAAUUUACAGAAAUCGAUAUUCUAUUCUUCUUCAACGAACAUACCAUCACGAGCUUUUCAGCCCCAUUAUCAGAGGAGGCGAGUGGGAUGAUGCCCGAAAAAAAUUUCAACUUCGCCCUAUAGAGUUUCUUGCGGGAUCGAAUACGAAGGUCGUGGACGUUGUUGUACUAGGAAUGAUUAGUCAACUGAAGGAGGGGAAAUAUUUUAUUGAAGACAACACUGGGAGUAUGGAACUGGAUCUUUCCGAAACAAAAUUUCAUACGGGCCUAUACACAGAAAAUUGUUUCGUGCUAGCUGAGGGUAUGUAUGAUGAAGGGAUUUUUCAUAUAAAAGCUAUGGGACUCCCUCCUCCGGAAACGGCUUUGGUUACAAAAAGUUAUCAUGGGAGCGUUAAUUUUUUUGGUGGUAACCCAAAUGUAAUAAGUAAAGAACGCCUACGAUUAAUAGACAAGCAGAACGAAGGGGCCAUGUUUGUUAUCCUGUCUGACGUUCAUCUGGAUAAAAUUUCGGUUUUGGAAAAAUUAAGAAUACUCUUACAUGGAUAUUCAGAAGCUCCACCUGUUUUAUUUAUUAUAAUGGGAAACUUUUUAUCUGAACCUCAUGGGGUUCAAAGUGCCGUUGCACUAAAAGACUGCUUCAAGACCUUGGCUGACAUAAUUGCUGAAUUUCCGCCAUUAGUGCUCAACUCCAAGUUUAUUAUUGUACCUGGUCCAACAGAUCCUGGAUUUGUCAACAUUCUGCCAAGACCACCGUUUGCUGACUGUAUCACGCUGUACUUCCGUGAGAAGAUUCCAAAUUCAGUUUUUGCAUCAAACCCUUUUAGGAUAAGAUAUUGCACUAAAAAUAUCGUCAUAUUUAGGGAAGAUAUUCUCACAAAGCUCUGCCGCAACUCAAUAUAUUUCCCGUCAUCUGGCGAUAUACCAAAAGAAUUUGUCUCAACUGUUGUUGGCCAAGCUCAUCUGUGUCCACUUCCACUGCACAUAUGCCCUGUGUAUUGGAGCUUUGAUCAUGCCUUAUCACUAUAUCCACUCCCUGAUCUAGUUAUAAUUGGGGAUAAAGCCGAUCCAUUCACAGAGACCAACACGGGUUGCAUAUUUACUAAUCCAGGUUCCUUUCUGAAAACGGAUUACUCUUUCAAAGUUUACACUCCGUUUGAGAAUAAAGUUGAAGACUGUCAACUCCCAUCAGACUGACGACCUAGUUAUAUUAUUACGUUUUACAGUUUAUAUCAUAAAUAUUACCCAACAUCGUACCUUGAAAAAUUAUUUCCUGCAAUUGAUUUGUUUGGAAUUUAUUUGAGUGUUUACGACCUUCCAUGUGAUUGUGAAUAUGUUGGUGUUAACCGCUGAUUGAUUGCGGUUAUUUUACCAGAAUGCUCGGUGCAAAGAAAGUGCUAUCUAUUGAGAGGUUACAUCGGAAGUGAAAAUGAGUGAACAUUCCCAAGCACUGGUAUAAAUUGAAAUUGUACAUUUCCAUUUGCACUGACCUACUAGCUGUACUUAAUUGCGAUAACCAAGUCAAGCUCUGUAAGUAACCUAUGAUGACAUUUUUAUUGAUUUAAAUAUUUGUCUGUUUUCCUCACAUGCACAUGAUGUGUGCACAUAGGGUCUACAUAUUAUAGUGGAUUAGUUUUAACUCCUACACACAGUGAGUACACUUUUUUCAAUAAACAUGUUAGGUACAUAUAACUAAAGUUGUUAUAUUGCAUAACAGAAGAUCAAUUAAAAUCAAGAAUCUGCUUUCACCAUUA